This is a messenger RNA of Puntigrus tetrazona (Sumatra barb), 2397 nucleotides long. RefSeq names its product G-protein coupled receptor family C group 6 member A-like. Gene Ontology annotation, biological process: G protein-coupled receptor signaling pathway. The transcript is spliced from 7 exons. Gene Ontology annotation, molecular function: G protein-coupled receptor activity. The record is from RefSeq and is a predicted model, not a curated record. NCBI's taxonomy places the organism in Eukaryota, Metazoa, Chordata, Actinopteri, Cypriniformes, Cyprinidae. Gene Ontology annotation, cellular component: membrane. The coding region runs from base 1 to 2397 and encodes 798 amino acids.
AUGGCUGUGAUUGCAUCCCAUCACAAUGCAGUGGACGGCCCGUCCUUGGGAAACAUGAUUUCAAGGGUCACCCUAGUUCCCUUCUGCCUGCCUACCGACCUUCUGCCUGUUAUCGUUUACGUCUUUGAUCUCCCCUGCAUAUGUGGUGCUUGGGCAGAUGGGGAUAUACGGAUAGGAAUUCUCAGUUCUUGCCAUUCUAAAGUACAGACACUACAUGUGAGAGAACGUCCUGAAAAAUACAACUGCACAGGAUUAAAUCUCAUUUCACUUGUAAGGACUCUAGCUGUUGUGCAUACUAUUGAAACAAUCAAUAACUCCAGUUUCCUCCCGGGUGUGCGGCUGGGCUACUACAUCUGUGACACUUGCUCUCAUGCAUCAAAGGCCAUUCAGAGCACCGAGCAGCUUCUCGCUGUUAAUGGCACACUGCCUGUCCAAUGUGAAGUGCUUGAAAGGCCUAAUGUAAAAGCAAUCAUUGGUGCACGUUUCUCAGAAGAUUCUCUUGCAGUGGCUCGACUUCUGAGUCUAUACAUGGUCCCACAGAUAAGCACAACAUCAUCUGCACAAACGCUUAGUGACAGCAUCCGAUACCCAGCAUUCCUGCGCACAAUUCCCAGUGAUGUUCACCAAACCAAAGCUCUGGUUAAUUUCAUGAAACACUUUCACUGGGAUUGGGUUGGGGUGGUCUAUGGGGAUGAUGACUAUGGAAAAAAUGCCUUACAAAGUUUCUUAGCUGAUUCAGAAGAUGCAGAUAUAUGUCAUGCUUUCCAGGAAGUAUUGCCUCAUUACCUAGCAAACAAUGAUAUCGACAAAAGGAUCCAAGAGGUGGCAGAAACAAUCCGCUUAUCUGAAGCUAAAGUUGUGGUACUUAUCUUAAAGGAAGAGCUGGUCUCAAAACUGUUCAAGGAGAUGAUUUGGCAGAACAUCACGCGUAUUUGGAUUGCAAGUGAUGCUUGGUCAAUGUCACGAAAUAUAUCUCAAAUGGAGGGAAUCAACCAAGUAGGUGACAUUUUUGGGUUCACUUUCAUCACUGGUCCCAAUCCUGGUUUUAAGGAGUUUUUGCAGAAACCUACUUUUCCUCCGGGAUCUGUAAACCUUUUUCUUGAGGAAUAUAGGCAGUUAGGGAAAGAUACUGGUUCUCUAACAGAAGCUGUCGACAUCAGCAUGACCUAUGGGGAAAGGUUAGCUGUAUGGUCUAUUGUUCAUGCUUUGAAACGUCUUCUAAACUGCAAUGAAACUGAUUGCCCUGGAGAACGGGAUUUUCCACCAUGGAAGGUAACUCCUCAAGGAACUGAAAACAUCAGUUUUACUAUGGACAAUCAAACAUUCUAUUUUAAUGCAUCUGGAAAUUUUAUGAAUGGAUAUGAUUUAAUAAACUGGCAAGUUCCUGUUUCCAUGUGCUCUGCUACUUGCCCUCCUGGUACAGCUAAGAAACUACUUAAAACAUCAUGCUGUCAUAAUUGCACACAAUGUUUAGAGGGUACUUACUCUAAUGAAACAAACUUACCAAAUUGCCUUCCUUGUGAAAAUGGUACUUGGUCUUUGAAAGGAUGGAUUUCCUGUAAGCCAAAGGAAGAGGACUACUGGACAUGGGAUGGGUCCCAUUCUAUAAUUCUACUCACAUUUACUGCAAUAGGUUAUCUUUUGUUGUUGUUCACCCUUAUCAUAUUCAUGGUCUUUUAUGGAAAACCAGUCAUGAAACAGGCAGGGGGAACCCUAUGUUUUGUAAUAAUGGUUGGGUUAACACUCAGCUAUACUAGUGUAAUAUUGUUCAUUGGCAAACCCAAUGUUCACAUUUGCAGGGGUCGACAAAUCUUGUAUGCCUUAGGGUUCUCUCUCACAGUUUCAUGUAUUUUGGUUAAAGCACUACGCACCUUUGCAUCAUUUCUUCCACCGCAUCGUCAGAGACAUGCUAAAAGGUUUUACAAGCCUCCUGUUAUCAUAACCUGUGGUACUCUCAUUCAAGCCCUAAUCUGCAUCUUGUGGUUGAUAUUUGAUUCUCCAGGUGUAGAGGCAAUUCAGUUUGACCAAAGUAUGAUAAUUAUUUUACAGUGCAGUGAAGGUUCUGGCAUUGGAUUUGGUAUCAUGCUGUGCUAUAUUGCACUGCUAGCGUUUGUCUGCUUUUUGAUGGCCUUCAAAGGGAGAAAGGUGCCUCAGGCUUUCAAUGAGACUGGUCACAUCAUCUUAAGCAUGCUAAUUUACCUUUUUGUUUGGGUCUGUUUUACCCCUGUAUACAUUGCUAAGGUCAACGAGCGCUAUUCAAUUCAAGUGGCUGCCAUCUUGGUGUCAUGUUAUGGAGUUAUCUUCUGUCACUUUGCACCUAAAUGGUACAUGGCUCUCUGCAAAAGAAAGAACAACUUACUCGAGAGGCAUAUAUUGCAAGAGUCAAUAAUCAUAUAG